Messenger RNA from Lolium rigidum, 897 nucleotides. Its product is annotated as protein DMP3-like. The record is from RefSeq and is a predicted model, not a curated record. NCBI's taxonomy places the organism in Eukaryota, Viridiplantae, Streptophyta, Magnoliopsida, Poales, Poaceae. The transcript has a single exon. The coding region runs from base 196 to 897 and encodes 233 amino acids. Gene Ontology annotation, biological process: endomembrane system organization.
GCAAGAACAAGCGGCCCAGCAAUAGAAAACCACCACACACAACACGCGGAUUCCUCCGUCAUUCACCUCCGAUCAAGAAUCUUCUUCGCACGUUCCUUCCGUUGAUCUCGCACAUGCAUCACUAGCUAUCUCGUCUCGUCUACUAUUUGAUUACAAGUAUCCGAUCCGAUCCAAUCCACCCACAAACCAUCGAUCAUGGAGCUAGCAGCUGCUUCUUCUUCCUCUGCCGUCAGGCAGCGGUCCACCGCAGCAGCCUCGCCACUGCUCCAAGAUGAUCAGCUGCAGCAAGAGAAGCAGCAAGGUGCAGAUGGUGGCUCGAUACUUCCGCCGCCAGCGCCACGGUCGGCGCUGUACCAGGCGCUGACGUCGACGGCGAGCCUGGCGAACCUGCUCCCCACGGGCACGGUGCUGGCGUUCCAGCUCCUGGCGCCGACCUUCACCAACCACGGCGCCUGCGACGCCACCACGGAGCUGCUCACACGGGCCCUCCUCGCCGUCCUCGCGCUCUCCUGCCUCCUCGCCUCCUUCACCGACUCCCUCAAGGGCACCGACGGCCGCGUCUACUACGGCGUCGCCACUCCCAGGGGCCUCUGGCUGCUCGACUACCCGCCCGGCGCGCCGGCGCCCGACACGGCCAAGUACAGACUCGCGUUCAUCGACGCCGUGCACGCGGCGCUGUCGGUGGCCGUGUUCGGGGUGGUGGCGGCCAGGGACAAGAACGUCGUGGGGUGCUUCUACGGCCCCUCGCCGGCCAAGGAGACGGCGGAGGCGCUGGACAUCGUGCCGCUCGGCGUCGGCGUCCUCUGCAGCCUGCUCUUCGUAGCCUUCCCCACCAGGCGCCACGGCAUCGGCUACCCGGUCACCAAUGGCGCCGGUGGCGGCAGCAUUAGCACCUGA